Molecule: messenger RNA, 851 nt
Organism: Asparagus officinalis (garden asparagus)
Lineage: Eukaryota; Viridiplantae; Streptophyta; Magnoliopsida; Asparagales; Asparagaceae
Exons: 4
Coding region: 1-576 (191 amino acids)
Source: RefSeq, a predicted model, not a curated record
AUGGCGGUGGGGAAAUCCCGGCUUGGGGCUAUCGAGCUCGAGAACGAUGACAGUGAAGUGGGCGAUCGAGCUCGAGCAUGGCGACGACGGAGCGGGCGAACGACGACGACAGAGCAGGUAAUUGAGCUUGAGAACGAUGACGGUGGAGCAGGCGAUCAAGCUCAAGAACGGCGAAAAUCGAGCUCGAGAACGGCAAUGGCGGAGCGGGCGAUCAAGCUCGAGAACGGAUGUGGGGAAUUUGUUCCCCUCUUGUUCCAGGAAAAAAUGGGGGCUGCUCUGCACCUUGGUUUAGCAAGUGCUAUUCUCAAUGUAGGCGUUGUUGUAUAUACAACAUAUUUCUUAUCGUCAUGCCCACCAAAAUCUUCUGAGAAAUCAGAAGUCUUAUCUUCUGCUGCACCGUUGCUUAUUGUUCUUGGAUUCAUCUCAUUUUGCUUGUUAUCGUAUGCUCUGUGGCCUAUCUGGAAUGUUUUAACCAUCCCACUUUUGUUUACCUUAUUUAUGGCCUCCAUCGUUGUAUCACCAUAUUUGCUUAUUGGACCGUUGAGGCCUCAAACCGUUGUGGUUCGCGCUGAUUGAAAUUUUAACUGUUUUAGGAGAGAAACUAUAGAGAAGCAGUUCUGAGAAAUCACUGCAUUAAAAGAGGGAUUGUUUUAUGCCCCUAAAAAAAUAGUUGCAUAUAGAUGCCUUAUAUCGCUCAAAAACUAAACCACCAAUUGUAUAGGUUUGGUGCGUGGAUAGGACAUUAUGUAGAAUCUAUUGUAAGACAUUUCGACAAGCUUUACUUACUGCUAAAAAUUGAAACUUUUGGUUUCUGACAAGAAUCCGAGUACAUCUUCAUCAUGUUUGUUCCC